Messenger RNA from Gastrolobium bilobum, 1699 nucleotides. Its product is annotated as UDP-rhamnose/UDP-galactose transporter 2-like. Lineage: Eukaryota; Viridiplantae; Streptophyta; Magnoliopsida; Fabales; Fabaceae. Gene Ontology annotation, cellular component: Golgi apparatus. Gene Ontology annotation, molecular function: antiporter activity; UDP-galactose transmembrane transporter activity. Bases 377 to 1414 code for a protein of 345 amino acids. The transcript has 5 exons. The record is from RefSeq and is a predicted model, not a curated record.
AUGUGAAGGAGGAGCCAAGAGGUGGGGGAAACAACGAGGAAGUGUUGUGGGAGGAGAGAGACAGAGUGGAAGCGAGAAACGUUCCUCCCCGGCUUUCCUUUUUUUCUUCUGAAAUAAUUUAGUUCAUCUCAGUCAUACACAAUCAAAACCAGCUUAAUUCUUCAAAUUGGAAAAGCGAACUUGAGUACUACUACUUUUCCUUUGUGAAUCUGAUUCUGCGGCUACGGGCUAUCAUAUUUGUGUAGUGUUACUUUUUUCCUCAGAUCUAGUGUCUGGAUGGCAGUUACCCCUUCAAUAAUCAACAGUCUUCUCUUUCUCCUAUAUACAUAGAAAUCAAAUUAAUCAGAAUUGCUUUUGGAGGCCUCUAAAAUAGAAGAUGACGAACGAAAAGAAAUCGUCAGCGAUAUCUGAUGUGGGAGCAUGGGCCAUGAACGUUGUUAGCUCCGUCGGAAUUAUCAUGGCCAACAAACAGCUCAUGUCCAACAAUGGCUAUGAUUUCAGCUUCGCCAGUACGUUAACUGGGUUCCACUUUGCUGUAACUGCUCUCGUUGGUCUAGUGUCAAAUGCUACCGGUUACUCGGCGUCAAAGCAUGUUCCUAUGUGGGAGCUUCUUUGGUUCUCAGUGGUUGCUAAUAUGUCUAUCACGGGGAUGAAUUUCAGCCUCAUGCUCAACUCCGUUGGAUUCUACCAAAUAUCAAAGCUAAGCAUGAUUCCUGUGGUUUGUGUGAUGGAAUGGAUCCUUCACAACAAGCAUUACUCAAGGGAAGUGAAAAUGUCAGUGGUGGUUGUGGUUAUUGGUGUUGGUGUUUGCACUGUAACUGAUGUAAAAGCUAACCUCAAAGGUUUCAUGUGUGCCUGUUUAGCAGUUUUGUCAACAUCUUUACAGCAAAUUUCAAUAGGUUCUCUACAAAAGAAAUAUUCAAUUGGAUCUUUUGAAUUGCUGAGCAAGACUGCUCCCAUUCAGGCCCUUUUUCUUCUUAUUCUUGGUCCAUUUGUUGAUUACUACCUCAGUGGCAAAUUGAUAACCAACUAUAAGAUGUCUUCUGGUGCCAUUUUAUGCAUUCUUCUUUCAUGUUUGCUAGCUGUAUUUUGCAAUGUGAGCCAGUACCUUUGCAUCGGGCGCUUUUCAACCGUUUCCUUCCAGGUUUUAGGCCACAUGAAAACAGUAUGUGUUCUGACAUUGGGAUGGCUGCUAUUUGAUUCAGAGCUAACUUUCAAGAAUAUAAUGGGAAUGAUUAUCACAGUUGUUGGCAUGAUAAUUUACAGUUGGGCUAUGGAAGCUGAAAAGCAGUCCAAUGCAAAGACAUUUUCUCAAGUGAAAAACAGCCUGACGGAAGAAGAAAUUAGACUAUUGAAGGAUGGAGUAGAAAAGAGUCCUCUCAAGGAUGUUGAACUUGGUGAGGCUAAAGGAUAGAUUGACUUAGAUCUUGGUGGUAAAAUUUGAUGGGAAACGAAUGCAGUCAAUUAAAAUGUUCAUUGCUUUAAUUUGGUUUGUGCUUUUUAUCUAGUUUACAUGGUAGUAAAAGUUGGUGUCUAUCAGCUUUCACUCUCACAGAAUCAUUUUAGAAGUUGUGUUCCUGUUCAUUAGUUAAAGAGCGAUGUCAAUCCCCUCAGAAUCAUUUAUUGGUGUACACUAAUAAAAAGCGAUAUCAAUCCCCUCUUGUAAUUUCUUUUCCCGUUCCUUUUGUUUAUUUUAAUU